UUAAGUUUAAAUAUAGAUCGUCAGUAACAGGGUCAUUUAACUUGUUAUCUGUUACGUUAGCAUAAAAUGGAGACUAAUAUGUGAACUUAUGCAUGUUUAGAUUUACAUGAAUAAUAUUCAAGCUAGUGUAGAAUCUAAGAUCAAGAUCAAGGACAUUAAUGUUGACAAGAUAAGUUUUAUAUAUAGUAACUAGAUUAAAUAUCUUAACUUUUAACUAAAAUGCCGUUGUGUUAUAUAUUCACGAAUCUUAAAGACUCAGAAAUUUCUCCAGACUUGGAAGAAAAUCUAGAGGAAUGUAUCUCAAAAUUAAUGAAUAAACCAAAGGAGCGGAUUACUGUGAUGCUGAACACCGGAAUACGCAUGAGGUUUGGUGGGAAGAAACAAUUUUGUAUGGUGUGCAAUAUUCAUUCUAUAGCCGUAUUUGACGAGAAAAGAAAUCCAGGAUAUUUUCCGCAAUUAUUUGACGUAUUGACGUCGGCAACAAAACUUCCAGCAAGCAG
Molecule: messenger RNA, 500 nt
Organism: Ruditapes philippinarum (Manila clam)
Lineage: Eukaryota; Metazoa; Mollusca; Bivalvia; Venerida; Veneridae
Product: macrophage migration inhibitory factor-like
Exons: 2
Molecular function (GO): phenylpyruvate tautomerase activity
Source: RefSeq, a predicted model, not a curated record